Molecule: messenger RNA, 1545 nt
Organism: Fukomys damarensis (Damara mole-rat)
Lineage: Eukaryota; Metazoa; Chordata; Mammalia; Rodentia; Bathyergidae
Gene: Ube3d
Product: ubiquitin protein ligase E3D
Exons: 9
Coding region: 16-1026 (336 amino acids)
Biological process (GO): proteasome-mediated ubiquitin-dependent protein catabolic process; protein polyubiquitination; protein autoubiquitination
Cellular component (GO): nucleus; ubiquitin ligase complex; cytosol
Molecular function (GO): cyclin binding; ubiquitin protein ligase activity; ubiquitin conjugating enzyme binding
Source: RefSeq, a predicted model, not a curated record
CCGAAAGGAGGAGGAAUGCCCAUGGACGUUACAGUAACUCCGUCCUCCAUCCGGUUGAUAACCCCUGAGGGCUGCACGGAGGUCUGGCUGCCAGCAGAGGUCAGGCUUGCACCUUCUUCUUGCCGUGGGCUGCAGUAUAUCGCUGGGGAUGGACUACACCUGCGGCUGCAGGCACAAGCAGAGUUCAGCACAAAACUGAUUUCAGUGUUUAAUCAAAGCUCUCAAGCCCAAGAAUGUUGCACAUUUUAUUGCCAGUCCUGUGGUGAAGUCAUAAUAAGGGACAGGAAGCUCCUCAGAGUGCUCCCACUGCCCAGUGAGAACUGGGGAGCUCUAGUUGAAGAGUGGUGCUGUCAUCCCAACCCCUUUGCUAAUAAGCCACUUCAUCCGCAAGAGAACGACUGUUUUAUCGGAGACUCCUUCUUUUUGGUGAAUUUAAGAAGCAACUUGUGGCAGGAACCAAAAGCAAAUACCAAGGUAAUUUGUAAGCGUUGCAAGGUAGUGUUGGGAGAGACUGUGUCAUCAGAAACCACUAAAUUUUACAUGACAGAGGUAAUUAUUCAGCCAUCUGAGAGAAGUUUUUCCAUCAUACCAAGGUCGCAGUUUGUCCAGAGUGUUGUUGCACAGUGUCUGGUGGAACUCUCCUCUGCUAAAAGCACUUUUAGAUAUACUAUUCAAGAUCAGAAUGGCAAAGUAUAUAUCUUGAUCUGGCUUUUAAAUUUAGACAGUUUGGUGGUUGAAUCUUUGAGAAGUUCCAAGCAUACCACAAAGUUCCCCCUAUUCGAAGACACGUUGAAAUCAGACUCCAGUCCUGCCUGGAAUGCUGUCAAGGUCCUAUACCAGCCAUGCAUCAAAAGUAGGAAUGAAAAGCUUGCCAGUUUGUGGGAAAGUGACAUCAGCGUUCACUCUUUGACCCUGCCCUCUGCAACCUGCCUGGAACUGCUGUUGAUACUGUCAAGGAGUAACGCCAUGCUGCCUCCUUCCCUUCGCCAAAUGAAUUCCUUUCAGGUGGCCUUUUUGAAGAUGUAACUGUUGGAACCGAGGCCUUCUGCUCCCCCAGCAAACAGCUCUCCCUAAUAUAGCACACUGAAGGCCAGCCCUGAGUUCUGUGCGCAUCGAUCACAAAGAUAAGCAGAGAUGCGAUGAGAGCAUUGCAUUGAGGUUUUUUAGUUUAUUUGUUUGCAUAUAUUCUUUACAUAUGCAUUGGAUCUCUGAAAACCCAGGGCUAUGAAGAAAGUUGUAAUAGUAGGUUGUCAUCAGAUUACGUAUAGAAAUUACAUCUUUAUUCCCCACAGAGAGGAAUAUUUGGAUCUCUGCUGUGUCAGCACCACCUGGAAGGGUAUUAGCUAAUGGAGACCCAUCUGUCCUGUGUGGGGUGCAGCAAGGGACUUUAUUGGUGGAACUCAGUAUGAACUGCUAUAAAUCUGAGGAUAUAAACUUUUAAAGAGCUUUUUAGGUUUAUUUAACAUAAUUUUAAAAACAAAAAUAUAGAACUUUUUAAACCUUAUUCAGAGGAGAGGCUCAGCAGAUAUUUGGUGAAUGAAUGAU